CCUCCUGUAGCGCGCUCACAGUUUUUCAAACAGAGCCAGAAAGAGACCAUCGUGCACUACCACUUUCGCUUGUUUUCUCUCAGUGUGAAGUAAAAAAAACCGUUCUGUUAUUUUUGAAACGCUUUCUCAAGGUUUAGCGCAACGGCCGGAUCAGUGGUGUCUUCAUUGGACUAUAAAUAGCCUAACUGAGGGGGGUGCACUAUGAGGACACUGUGCUGUGGUCCUCCACCUCACUGAAGCUGUCCCUGCAAACAGGUGGAUUUGGGAUAUUUCAAGAAGGUAUCUGAGGCCUCAGCAUGCCAAUUCCCCCCCCUCCCCCGCCUCCUCCCCUUGCUCCCCCUCCACCACCUCCACCCAGCGCUGCCCUGCCACAGUGUCCGUCGGAGCCUCAUAAGCUCCAGUGUGCAGGAGCAGGUGGAAGGAAUGCCCUGCUGGCCGACAUCCAGAACGGAGCCAGACUCAGGAAAGUAGCACAAGUCAACGACCGCAGUGCCCCGGCCGUGGAGAAUCCCAAGACUAGCCCUGGAGAUGUUUCCAGUGUGGGCUCAGCAGGAGGGACACCCGUGGGACCCUCUUUGGGGGGGCUCUUUGCUGGAGGUUUCCCCACCCUCAGACCUGUAGGACAAACCAGCAAGACCCCAGUGUCCCGGUCGAGCUCCUCCGCCUCCCUGAAGCCCCUGUGGAACCCCCCCCCUCCUCCUCCUCCAGCCGACAGCAGCAGCGUCUCGGAGCAUCAGAGGACAGCAGAGCACCGUCGCUCCGUCCACCGCCCUCUCCCCCCCUCCUCCUCCGCUCCCACCUCCCCCUCCCACAGCAGCAGGCACCCACCUUCAUUCCCCACUUACUCUCCCCCUCCUCCUCCACCUGCUCCUCCCUCUGCCCCUCCUCCACCGCCUCCUCCACCUCAGGACCGACCCGCUAACAGACACCCUCCCCUCCCCACCUGCCCUCCUCCCCCACCUCCAUCCCAGGUCAUCAAGCCCACCUGGCUCCCCCUCCAGCACUCCCACCACAGCCCCAUCUCCCAGCCCUCUACUCCUCCUCCCCCUCCUCCACCUUUCCACUCUCACUCUGCUGUACCAGGGGAUCGCUCCUCAGGGUGCUUCUACCCUCCGCCUCUAGUCUCCUCUGAACCCUCGAGGUUCCCCAUCCUGCGGGACAGCCCCCUGGGACCUCCUCCUCCACCUCCGCCUCCUCCUCUCCCAUCUUCUUACACCCCCACCUGCCCAUCCACUCUCCCCCCUCCACCACCCAAGCUGGCCGCAGUACCCUCACCAGCCAUGCGCCCUCUGCCCCCCUCGUAUACCCCUGCAACGCCCCACCCGACGGCCGCCUGCUGUGCCCAGAAAGUGCAGUGUGGUGACCUGUCCCAGGUGGGCCAGUACCUGAACACGCUCAGGGCGGAGUUCCCGCAGCAGUACCCUCAGGAGAGGCAGAAGUGGGAGAAGAAGGAAGGGCUGGUGCGGAGAAACCAGGCGGAGCUCCAGGGACGCUUCCAGGAGGUUCUGCAGCAGCUGCAGCAGGGCCGGGAGCUAGAGACCCUCCCCAGGAUCAACGUGCCGUCACUGCCCCAGGUCCCUAUGGCUGAGCUGAGAUUUAACCAGGUGAUGCAGUCCCUGGUCCGCCCCCAGUUCAUGCCCCCUCCUCCUCCAAUCCCAGUGAUUCGACCCUUCCCUCCCCAGAGACACCCACACUUUUACCAGCAACCGUUCCAACUUCCUCCCCAUCCCCAGUUCCGCCACCGCUACAACCACCCCCCACCCCCACACCAGUUCCAGCCUUCCCUCCCACCCAUGCACCAGCCUGUCUACCUGCCCCCGCCUCACUUCCAGCCCCACAUCAGAGCUCAGAUGAGGGUGACCCCCCCUCCCAGUCUCUCUCCGUCCCCUCCCGUUCAGCCUGUCCAUCCUGCAGUUCCAUCCCCGCCUCCCCCCGGCGCCGCUGCCACCUCCGCCCCCGCCGGUAAACUCGACAAGGUCCUCGAGAAGCUUGGGGCUCGCUACCCACAAUGCAACAGGGCUCAGCUGACGUCGCUGCUCCAACAGGUGAAGAGCUCCCGCGGCACGCUGGCCGGCAUGUCCAUGGAAGAGGUCAUCGAGCAGGUGGGCUUCAAGCUGGUGCAGAACGAGAGGUCGGCCCCGGGGCCCAUCAGCCGGCCCGCACCCCCGGGCCCCAUCCAGAGGCCGACACCCCCCCCGCAGAGAGCGGCAGAGGAGGGUCAGGCUGCCGGGCCUCUGAAGCCCUGCCUGGUGUGCCAGAACCACGUGGACCCAGAGAGCCGGCACCCCCUGGGCUGCAGCCACACCAUCCACAGAGACUGCAUCCGGGUGUGGCUGCAGUCCAGCAAGAACAACUCCUGCCCCUUCUGCCCCGGGAAGUGACGGAGAAACACUUAAAAACAUUCCAAAAAUAAGCUUUUAAUGUCCAACAGAUGUCUUUUUCUAGGGUACAAGCUGCAAAUAAGUUAAUUAAAAAAUUUAAUUUAUCAUGUGACUGCGACGUUGUUUGAAAAUUGAUAUUCUUUUCAAUAUUUUUGUUUUAAUGAUUAACAAUACGAAUCUUCUCAAUGUUUCACUGCCAUGUUGUUAUUAUCAUGCAGCUAAACAAGAAGUUUGCCAAAAUAAAGUUGUCUGAUAUUGAA
Molecule: messenger RNA, 2641 nt
Organism: Notothenia coriiceps (black rockcod)
Lineage: Eukaryota; Metazoa; Chordata; Actinopteri; Perciformes; Nototheniidae
Product: WAS/WASL-interacting protein family member 2-like
Exons: 7
Coding region: 297-2381 (694 amino acids)
Molecular function (GO): actin binding; ubiquitin-protein transferase activity
Source: RefSeq, a predicted model, not a curated record